UAUAAGACUUACGUCUCUAGUUACAGGUAAUUCAAUACACAGAUCUAGACAAGUAUGGCUUUUCUUCGCAUUUCAGUCAUUAUUUUAUCUUUUUCCUUGGUUUUUGGAAAACUUGGAGAAGAUGUCAACGAGUUUGAAAAAAUGCGAGAAGACAACAUGAAAUUGUUUAAUUCCCUUAAACAGGAAAUGAAUACCAUCCGUAUGGAAAACCAGAAGCUCCAUUUGGCUAAUGAGCAACUCUCCGAGAGACUUGACACGCUGGAGUCAACUGGAGGCUUACACAGGCUAGCACGGCAAACAAGUUCCCGUGUGGCUUUCUACGCAAUGAUCAGAUACAAUAUCCCACACGUCUCAACACACCAGACCCUCCAUUUUGACUCGGUACAGACUAACGACGGGAACGCUUAUAAUCCGGGUACAGGAACAUUCACGUGCCCCGAGACGGGAACAUACAUGUUUCACUGGAGUAUCAACCAGGCCACGCCCACCCACGGCUUAGGUGGAACCAUCAGCACCAGUCUUCUCAAGAACGGUAUGUUGACUGCCUCGCUUCAGACCGGAGACAAUAACGUACCAGCCUCGAGUUCCAACUCCGCUAUAUUGCAUCUUCGUGCUGGGGACCGAGUUUAUGUCCAGAUCGCCCAGGCCAGCAGCGAUGCCUACAUUGGUCAAACUUACUCUGGUUUCUCUGGAUUUAAACUGUACUAACUGUACGUCUAAAUGAUAGGCAUUUAUAAAUAACUAUUUUUCGGGUUUCGAUAAAUGUCAUUUUUCACCGCUAAAAAUGUAACAAAUUAUACUUGAUAGAUUCUGUCAAUGACAACAAAAUACUGGUGAGAAAUAUAUCUGCGGCAAGAUGAUCUAUCGUGAGAGAUGAUUUAUACAACUAUUUAUAUUGUUAACCUAAAGGUCAUUUUGUGCCAGUACAUUUCGUGUACGUAGUUUUCAAUGUCGGGGUUAAAACUAGUUUACAUUUCAUAGUGAGGUUAUAUGCAUGAUAACUGGUAAGUAUUACAUACGACUAACGUGAAUAUCAGACACCUUUGUGUGUAGAUUCCCGGAUAGUUCAUACUGAUAUUACUGAAUUACUGUUUUGUGUUGAUUGGUGGUUUUAUCAAUAUUAAAUACACAUUUUAUGAACUA
Molecule: messenger RNA, 1143 nt
Organism: Pecten maximus
Lineage: Eukaryota; Metazoa; Mollusca; Bivalvia; Pectinida; Pectinidae
Product: complement C1q-like protein 4
Exons: 2
Coding region: 55-708 (217 amino acids)
Molecular function (GO): protein binding
Source: RefSeq, a predicted model, not a curated record